UUAUAUACGAAGAAAACAAGAAUAAUAGCCAAAACAGAAAUACAAAUUUCAAGAAGAGAAAUAAAGUCUACCUAAAGGUUAAACAUGAAAGCAACACAGCUCAAACUGAAAAACUAAUUCCAGAAAGACAAGUAAAACCUGCCUAA
Messenger RNA from Racocetra persica, 146 nucleotides. Lineage: Eukaryota; Fungi; Glomeromycota; Glomeromycetes; Diversisporales; Gigasporaceae. The record is from the annotation of a GenBank genome assembly.